UUCCAUCCGAACGUGACGGCAGAGUGUACACGCGCGCCAUGUUAAGGGGACACAAAGGUGCAGAUUCUCCCGCCUGAAGGCGCAUUACAGGGAUUAAGCGACAUUUUGCUGAGAGAAAAGGCAGACGAAAUGAUAAGAAGCAAGCGGACCGGUUGACUCCUGUCGCGAUGCCGUUUCCAUUCACCAACCAAGCUCCCAUAGCCCAGCAGACCACCAGACACUAUGGGAUCACCUCUGCCAUCAGCUUGGCGCUGCCUAAAGAGGCUGACUUGGUUCAGACCCAGAGGCUGAUAGAGACCAUGAAACCCUAUGGCGUUUUUGAGGAGGAUCUGGAACUGCAGCACAGGAUAAUGGUUCUGGGUAAAUUAAACACACUGGUAAAAGAGUGGAUUAAAGAAAUCAGUGAACAAAAGAAUUUACCUGCAUCAGUAACAGAAGAGGUUGGAGGCAAGAUCUUCACUUUUGGCUCCUAUCGCUUAGGGGUGCACACUAAAGGUGCUGAUAUUGAUGCCCUCUGUGUAGCACCCCGGCAUGUUGAGAGAUCAGACUUUUUCUCCUCUUUCUAUGAGAAACUGAAAGAGCAAGAGGAGGUUAAAGACCUCCGGGCUGUAGAGGAGGCAUUUGUCCCUGUCAUCAAACUGUCCUUUGAUGGAAUUGAGAUUGAUAUACUGUUUGCCCGGUUAGCAUUGCAAAUCAUCCCUGAAAAUCUGGAUCUUCGGGAUGAUGCACUGCUGAAGAACUUGGACAUCCGCUGCAUAAGGAGUCUUAAUGGCUGCAGAGUUACAGAUGAGAUUCUUCACCUUGUGCCCAACAUUGAGAACUUCAGGCUCACUUUGAGAGCCAUCAAGCUGUGGGCUAAACGCCAUAACAUUUACUCUAACAUCCUGGGCUUCCUUGGUGGUGUUUCCUGGGCCAUGUUGGUAGCAAGGACAUGCCAGCUCUACCCCAAUGCUGUAGCGUCCACCCUUGUGCACAAAUUUUUCCUGGUCUUCUCUAAGUGGGAAUGGCCAAACCCAGUUCUGCUAAAGCAGCCAGAGGACUGUAAUCUCAACCUACCAGUCUGGGACCCCAGGGUUACUCCAAGUGACCGUUACCAUCUAAUGCCCAUCAUCACCCCGGCGUACCCCCAGCAGAACUCCACCUACAACGUGUCUGCCUCCACACGAGCCAUCAUGGUGGAUGAGUUCAAACAGGGCCUUGCCAUCACUGAUGAAAUAUUGCAGAAUAAAGCAGAGUGGUCCAAACUAUUUGAAGCACCAAACUUCUUUCAGAAAUACAAGCAUUACAUUGUGUUGCUAGCAGGCGCUCCAACAGAGAAGCAGCACCUCGAAUGGGUUGGCCUAGUAGAGUCGAAGAUCAGGAUCCUGGUGGGAAAUCUAGAGAAAAAUGAGUUCAUUACUCUGGCCCAUGUCAAUCCACAGUCCUUCCCAGGCCCAAAGGAAGCCAACGACAAAGAGGAGCACAGCACAAUGUGGGUGAUUGGUAUUGUCUUUAAGAAGAUAGAGGGGUCUGAAACCCGGAACAUAGACCUUACCUUCGACAUCCAGUCUUUCACUGACACUGUCUACAGACAGGCAAUUAGCAGCAAGAUGUUUGAGCAGGAGAUGAAACUCUCCGCCAUGCACGUGAAGAAGAAACAGCUUCACCAGCUGCUGCCUAAUCUCAAACGCAGAAAGCAUUCCACUGACGGGCUUCGCCAGAUGAAUGACAGCAAUCUUGACCUGUCUAUUGACAGCGACAACAGCAUGUCUGUUCCCUCUCCUACGGCCGUGCCCUCUUCCACCCCAAAUAAGGGUUGCACACUGGGUCAUCCUCAUAGCCCUGUUGGGGCCAGUCCUGGACCUGCCACUGUCUCCCACAUAGAGGCCACAGGAGAGGCGGAAGGAGCCAAGCCUACAGUGACCCGCCAACGCUCUAUCACUGCCACAGUGCCGCCUAGCCAGACGCCCCCUCCCACCAUGGGCCCCCCUGCCACGAAGAGACAAGGCUCUCCCACCUCAGAGACACCAACCAAGAAGUCAAGAUCUGACAAGGACUUGAGCCCAGAGGAAAACAGCACAUGUGUUGAUAGCAAGACACCGCCUCACACCGUGGGACAGUCAUCCACCAAGAGACCAUGCUCUCCCCUGUUGGAUGAGCCAGCCAAGAAGUUCAGAGCUGAUCAGGACUCGUCCGGAGAUGCUAACAUCACAUGCAAUGAGGGGUCCAUUACGGGUUCCCCCACCAGUAACAGCCCGCCUCACUCCGUGAGUCCUCCAGCCACGAAGAGACCGGACUCUCCUCAGUCGGAUGCACCAGCCAACAAGUUAAAAGGCGAUCAGUUGACUGAGAACAAUGGGGAACAACUUAAGGGGGUGUCCACUGCCGACCUGUCUGAUGUGCCUGUUGUCCCCAAAAGCCCCAUUGCCUUGGUGAAGAACUCCAUCAAGCUUCGCCUGAGCAGGUAGAAGGAGAGAGCCACGUUAAUUAAUCGUGUCACCCCUCUUAGUCUCUCCCCCUUCUUUAAUAGACGUCCUCACAUAUACACGGUGGUAUUCACGGAUGGCCCCUUUGUAAGGCAGACUGACUGUCACAGGAAGCGAGGGCUGGAUGAAUGCCCUCUCUGUAUGAAACACAGCAGUCACCACAAGAGGGCAAUGAAGACUUUCUGCUGGUCUCUGCCUCAACCGCAGCGGGGUAGAAGUUAAGCAAAUACACUGUUCAAAGACCAAUUCACUUGAUGAAAAUCCAAAUCUGGCGCCAGAUGAGCGUUAAAGAAGCAUUGUUAUUUUUAGUAAUCCCUUCCUUCACAAAUGGCUGGCUCUUCGAGGAAAGGAAGAAUGAUGGUGCCCCUGUGUUGAUGUCAUGUGGUAGGAGUGCACCCCAGUGUGAGUUUGUGUUUUUGAUUGCUCAGUUCUCCCUUCUCAUUGUAUUGAUUUGGAGACCAGAUAAUGGCGACAAUGUUCUGCUUAACGAUGUUGUGAUUUCUUUGUGAGGAUGAUCUGAUAAUGACUGAUUGAUCUUCGAUGAUUCUGAGACAUACAUGUUGCUGUUAUGAGGUAACUUUCCUGAAAGCACUAUAAAGCACUAAAACCGGAUACUAUUUUGUCAACUGACCUCUGUGAACUCUGCACAAUAAUGCUUUUAGGUAAUUUACUGUAAUCCAUAAAAUAUAAUUCAUGACAGGAUAAAAACAAACAUUGGUAAGUGUUCAGUAUAAUUUUUUUUUUUUUUUUUAAACUUUUUAUGUUUGUUCAUUUGUGUAUCUUUUUGGAUGAAGGGGAAGGUAGCGAGUAAACUCAAGGUUUGAGUGCACCAAAAAUCUCACCAUGUCUAACACUAUUAAUGGAACUAGCUCAGGUUCGAGUAAACAACUGACCAAAAUGGUGCUCACAUCUGUGGAGACAAAAUAGCACAGACUCCAGGACCAGACAGUAAGAUGGACCUCGUGCUUUUUAGUAUCUGCUGUCUAGUUUUACGUCUUGCUGUCCUACAGACCUGUACCACGGUGUUUUGAAAAGCAUCAUAAAAGGAAGGUAGAUGAGUGUUUAGCAAGAUAGUUUGUUUUACAUGUUAUGCUAAGCAUGUUCCAGCUAGUUUCACAUUUUCUUGUGGUUUGAGUAGAUUGUCACCUUCAUCAUUUAGUUUGUUGAUGUUUUUGUUUGUUUUUUGUUUUCUUCAUCAAGUACUUCUUUGACUCUGUUCUCUAACAAACGAGUAAAAUAAUUCCACCAUGCACACUAGCGGCAGGUCAUCACAGAUUAAUGACAUCAACCAGGCAACAGACAUCUUUGAUGCUUCUGGCCUGUUACAGGUUCCCCAUCAACAGGAAGACCCUGUAAUCAUAGUCUCAUCAAUACUCUGAUUAUUUCAAAUGGUUGCUGAGUGCUGGCAGAAGAAGGAAUUAGUAGUGUUGACCGGUCCAUGACCUUUCAAGUACACAUCCAUUGUACAGUAACUUUGUGUCCUGUCUUGUACAUUAUGAAAAAGAGAAUUUAAAAAGAAUACUUUUGUGUGGAAUAUCAGACUUGAGCUUUAGCUUUGGUGGAUUUUUGAAUGUGGCAUUAAUGAUGUGAUUUGUAUUACAGAAAAAAAAAUGUGAUAUAUAAGUUUUGUGAACAAAAACUUUUUUUUUUUUUUUUCAUUUGGUUGCUUGGUCACAUAACAUUUGGAACUGAAGGACUAUAUAAGAGGUUGAGACUAUAGCUUGGUUUAGUCACAAGCUUACUUUUAUUCAUUGUAUUGAAAGUCUAAAGGUGUACGGAGUUUUCACUUCUAAAUAUUUUGUUGAUGUAUCUCAACAUUUUUGACUUUGAAUUGUUUGUGCUAAAAACGUAGAAUGUGUUAAAGUGAAGCUGAACUAAGACCACUCAUCUUAUGGUGCAUAAAUCUAACUGUAUAGAUCACUUUUUCAAUGAAGUAUUCUCUUGUUCUUACAAUGCUCCUUUUCAGUUCAACUUUUCUUAGGCUUAUUUGUAAGGAUGAGGUAUUGUACAUUUUCACAAAUAAAAGGUCUACGAUAUUGCAAA
Molecule: messenger RNA, 4508 nt
Organism: Myripristis murdjan (pinecone soldierfish)
Lineage: Eukaryota; Metazoa; Chordata; Actinopteri; Holocentriformes; Holocentridae
Product: poly(A) polymerase type 3
Exons: 22
Coding region: 168-2447 (759 amino acids)
Biological process (GO): RNA 3'-end processing
Cellular component (GO): nucleus
Molecular function (GO): poly(A) RNA polymerase activity; RNA binding
Source: RefSeq, a predicted model, not a curated record